AUGGACUUUUGGUCUCGUUUGAUCGGCGGUUCUCGUGCCGUGUCCAAGCCAGCGCGGGCCACGUCGCCUACCGAACGGUUGACGGCAUUCAAACGCUCCUGCAAUGCCCUUCAGCAAAUCUGGCGCUCCACCAACACCCCCUCCGCCGAGCAAUCCACCGCCCAUGCGCGGACCUACCUUGACCGACUCAACGCCAUCUUGAGCGACGAGUCCCGCGGCCCAGCACCGCACCCUUGCGUGGCGUAUGCGGCGUCUUCGCAGAUCUUUGUCACAGUCACCAAACUGGCCCUGUCGUACUAUGACGAGAACGUGGUGCGCUCCGCGGCUGUCUUUUUCAACACUCUCAUCGAUGCCGAGGUCGACGGGGUAGUGGAUAAUCGGCUCUUUGCACGCGCCCUCGUCGAUCUGGUCCGUCGGGCAGAUAAGACGUCCGUGGACGUGGAGGGUCGCUUGGUGGAAUUGCUAUUUGGCGUUGCCAACAAUAUCCGUCUGCAGCCGGUCAUCCUGCCGGCGUGGUUUGUUCCGCGUGCGACUCCCACGGGUCCAGAUGGCGACUCUCUUGCCCCGAGUGGCACGGAGUUUGCCGGUGCCACGCGCAAGGACGAGUUCCCGCUGUUCUACCUGCUCGUGGAGUAUGUGCAUCACGAAGGACGAGCGGGCGAUUUUGCACGGACGGGGUUGCUCUAUCUGAUUGAGACGGCAUCGCGGUCGAAGAAUCUUGAGAAAUGGUUGAUUGAAAGUGAUUUGGCCACCCUGAUGGCAACGGGUCUAGGUGCGCUGUACAGUCAAUUGGGCGGAUUGAUCUUUACUUCCACCGAGGAUCAAGUUCCACGCAUCAUUGCCCUUUCAGAUCAUUCUGAAGAGGAGACCGCAUUGCAUCCGGCAUUGAGCGAUGCCAUGGACGCGUUCAUGUCGUAUCUGCUCUUUUGGCAGGAUACUAUUGAUCACUGCAAGUCUGCCGAGGUCAACGACACCCUGUUGGAUCACUUCCAGGUGCUCUUCCUUGAACAACUCUUGUACCCUUCCUUACUCGAGUCAUCCGACGUGGCCGGCGGAUCCACGGCUGCCGUUUUGACUUACCUCUAUCGAAUCUUGGACUCCAUCGACCAAGGCGAACUCGUCCAUCGCAUCUUACAUUUUCUCCUGGCGUCUUCACCACCUCAUGAGGAUCCCAUGUCCAUGUCCGCCAGUCGUCGCAAGUCCCUCGACGUCCUGGCCGCCUUGACAUCCGAGGCCGCUCAGCCUUCCCCGUCGCUGUUCAACUUGCGUGAUCUCGCGCUUUUGGGACUUCAGUCCUCCAACCGGCAGACUGUGCUGGCCACUCUGCGGUUGCUGAAUGUUGUCCUGCAACGUCACCAUCCUUUUGCACGCGCUUUGAUCCAUACUCUUCCCAGCCAGCCCGCGACCCAGCGCAGUGUUGGUGCGUACAAUGCCGAAUUAGGGCAUCUGUUCGAGCUCGCUACAACGCUUAUUAUGGAGCCCACGUUGAAUCAGUCCUACGAGAAUUACGUUGCCGAUGCAACGUGGGUCCUGGAGUCUCGGCUUUGUCUGCCGGUCACAUUCGAGGAAGCCGAGGGUGAUAUCCCACUGCCGCUGCCAUUACAACAAGAUGAUCCGAUCAUCCAGGAGCUCUUGGCCUGCGUGCAGAAUUUCUUCACCAAUAGUGUGGUGGUCAACCUGUCGCUGACGGGGGUACUGAUGAGUCUCGCCUCGUCACACCUCUUUUCCUUGGAUGGCUGGGUCCUAGUCGACCCCGGUCAGUUGGACAAGCCUGCUCCGUCGACCACGGAUGGUCAGUCCGAUGGGAUCGGUGAGGCAUACCAGCCGCCCACCUGGCCGACCAGUGCUACUCCCACCCUCAUUCAGGCUCUUGAGACGCUGGUCGGUCAGGUCCGACAGUGGCAGCGAGACCUGCCUGACUUUGAUGUUCUGGUGGCUGCUCGACGAGAGCUUCUCCACCAGGAGGACCGCCCCUCCAAACCGAUCCCCAGUGGCUCUCGUGAUCCAUCUCAGCCGCCCAGCACCGUCAGCAUGGACCGAUCCCGUCCGUCCUACCCCGGUUCCCCCGAUGUCUCCACCCCGGCGUCUCGCGGCCGCUCCCCAUCGUCCAUGCGGUCCCCUCCCAUGAAUCCCACCCGAAUGCGCGCCGAAUCCAGCAUUCGGCCCUUGGAAUCUCGAGGCUCAUCCUCCUCUCGCACCGCCGCCAUGGAAUCCCUGCGGCAACGUCUUGCCAUGCCUUUUCCCGUCCAAGUGCCCCGGACCUCGAGUAUGGAUUCGGCCGAGGCUGCGACGGACUCGGCGGAAGGGAUCCCGCACGGUGCAGAGGCAGAGGCAGAGGCACAAGCCAACCACACGGCAGAGAGCGUAUCGGACCAGGGCCCCCCGGUCGCCACCCUGGGCCACGUUCUCACGAAUGUAGUCAUCCUGUACGAGUUUUUGCUCGAACUUGCGGCGGUGGUGCAAGCGCGGGGGAGUUUAUUCGAGGAGGCGGGGUAUCCGGAAGCGCUGUGA
Messenger RNA from Penicillium oxalicum, 2511 nucleotides. RefSeq lists its product as uncharacterized. The transcript has 5 exons. Bases 1 to 2511 code for a protein of 836 amino acids. The record is from RefSeq and is a predicted model, not a curated record. Lineage: Eukaryota; Fungi; Ascomycota; Eurotiomycetes; Eurotiales; Aspergillaceae.